UUUCUCUUCUGUUGUUGAAAAGAUGUAGAAUUUUUUUGUUGUUCCGAUCCGAUGAUGCGAGUGCGACGGCGAGGCGGCAUAAAGCAGGAGAAGGCGAUUGGCAGUGGCAACACUCUUUUUUUUUUUUUCCUUUUGUAAAGGUAAAGAAAGGGUAGCCAAUUUGACUUGAGUCUGCUGCCACUUCCGCGCAGCCCCCUCCCUCCACUGCGAUCGGAAUCUGAAAUCCAUAACCACACCAGAGAGAGAUUGAUUGCCAUCGCUCCUCCCUCCACCUCUGCGCUCCACCUGAUUGAUUAUCAAUUGGUUCCACUGCUGCGGCAACCUGCGAUGAGCGCCGCGGUGCCGCCGGCGAUGGACCCCGCGGCGGCGGGGGAGAUGGCGCGGGAGGCCGCCGCGUGGUGCGCGCUGCACGGCCUCGUCGUCGGGGACCGCGCCGACCAGAGAUCAGCAACAGUCCCUGGUGUUGGUUUGGUUCAUGCUCCAUUCUCCUUGCUCCCAGCACAUCUUCCAGAGCCCUUUUGGAGGCAGGCGUGCGAGCUCGCUCCCAUUUUUAACGAGCUUGUGGACCGUGUUAGCAUGGAUGGGAAUUUCUUGCAGGAUGCUUUGUCCAAAACAAGGCAGGUUGAUGAUUUCACAUCUAGGCUCUUAGAAAUUCACAGGAAAAUGGUGGAAAUAAAUAAGGAAGAGAAUAUUCGCUUAGGGUUGCAUCGAUCAGAUUAUAUGCUGGAUUCAGAAACAAGUUCUCUUCUUCAAAUAGAGCUCAACACCAUUUCAGCAUCAUUUCCUGGGCUUGGUUCCUUAGUUAGUGAUCUUCACAGGACCUUAAUUAAACAGCAUGGGACUUUAUUAGGUCUGGAACACAAGAGGGUUCCUGCAAAUGCGGCUAACACUCAGUUUGCUGAAGCAUUGGCCCAAACAUGGGCUGAGUUUAACAUUGACAGUGCUGUAAUUAUGAUGAUUGUUCAGCCAGAAGAGAGAAAUAUGUAUGAUCAAUACUGGCUUUCAAAGCAUUUGCAAGACUCACAUGGCAUAACAACUAUAAGGAAAACCUUAUCGCAGGUGGAAGCUGAAGGCCAGAUUCUCCCAGAUGGAACUCUUCUUGUAGGUGGCCACAAAGUUGCUGUUGUGUACUAUAGAGCUGGCUAUACACCAAAUGAUUAUCCCUCAGAAGCAGAAUGGAGUGCAAGACUUAUGAUGGAACAAUCAUCUGCUGUAAAGUGUCCUUCAAUAUCGUAUCAUUUAGUGGGAACCAAAAAGAUUCAACAAGAACUAGCAAAGCCUAAUGUGCUUGAAAGGUUCCUUGAAAGUAAGGAGGAAAUUGACAAGGUUCGCAAAUGUUUUGCUGGGCUAUGGAGUUUGGAUGAUGAAGAGAUUAUAAAAACUGCAGUGGAAAAACCUGAGUUGUUUGUAUUGAAGCCUCAACGUGAAGGCGGAGGAAAUAACAUCUACGGUCUUGAUUUGAGGGAAACACUUGUCAGACUUCAGAAGGAAGGAGGGGAUGCACUUGCAGCCUACAUACUGAUGCAAAGAAUCUUUCCAAAAGCUUCUCUUGCUUAUCUGGUUCGUGGUGGUGUUUGCCACGAGGGUCUUGCAAUUUCUGAGCUUGGAAUAUAUGGAGCUUAUCUGCGGAACAAAGAUAAAGUGGUCAUCAAUGAACAAUCUGGUUACUUGAUGCGGACGAAAGUUUCUUCAUCAGAUGAAGGUGGCGUAGCUGCAGGGUUUGCUGUUUUGGAUAGCUUAUACCUGACUGGCAAGUGAGAUUAGAUAACAAAAGGAGCGUCAGCUACAGCUCUCAGUGGAGGGCAUACACCGACAAUGGAUCAUCAUGUUCUGCAUUUAGAUCGGCAGAGAAUAAGUUGCUGCAAACUAGUGCCAUUUCUGUGACACCACGUCACAAUAUUGUUUGAUGAAUUCCUUCUCUGUCCCUGCGAAAGGGAGAGAAUAGACAUAUUAUUACGAGUAGAUCAAAUGUGCAUGAAAUACAUGGAAAUAAUGAAGGAUAAACCACGUGCCCGUAGCUGUGAUGUAGGCCGGCGGUGCCGUUUCUUUUCCUGAUCACCUUGACAGCGAUGGAAAUUCUGUGUUUCCGUUGAAGACACAUGGUGUGCAUGUGCACCAUCACUGUGAAUUUUAACCAUUGGCAACGGCAGCAAAAGAGUAUUGAGUUGUAAGACAGCAUAGCGCGAUAAAUCUGCAGCUCAUUCCUUGAUGUACUCUGGGCAGAGCAGGCAGAGAGAUGUGUUAUGGUGUGUUUGGUUGCCUUGGUUAUCCUAGAUUGGCUAGUUCUAUGCAACAUGUUGCCUGGAUUGUCUCUAA
Molecule: messenger RNA, 2316 nt
Organism: Sorghum bicolor (sorghum)
Lineage: Eukaryota; Viridiplantae; Streptophyta; Magnoliopsida; Poales; Poaceae
Product: glutathione synthetase, chloroplastic
Exons: 13
Coding region: 328-1758 (476 amino acids)
Biological process (GO): glutathione biosynthetic process
Cellular component (GO): cytosol
Molecular function (GO): glutathione binding; ATP binding; glutathione synthase activity
Source: RefSeq, a predicted model, not a curated record